Molecule: messenger RNA, 1299 nt
Organism: Bufo bufo (common toad)
Lineage: Eukaryota; Metazoa; Chordata; Amphibia; Anura; Bufonidae
Gene: NUDCD2
Product: NudC domain containing 2
Exons: 5
Coding region: 145-546 (133 amino acids)
Biological process (GO): protein folding
Cellular component (GO): cytoplasm
Source: RefSeq, a predicted model, not a curated record
AUCGUUAAAAGCCAUUUUUUUUUCUUCCUGUUGUUGCGCGGUUUCAAGUUGUAUGACUGCGCAUGCGCGUUGCGUCAUCGUGUGACUGUCUAAGUAUUUUCUCCUGUCAGGGCGCUGCUCUGCAUGUGAUGUCUGUGCAUUUCGAUGAGAGGAGCGGGGUGGUGCCAUGCAAGACUCCCUGGGGUUGCUGGUACCAGACCAUGGAGGAGGUGUUCAUUGAAGUCCAGGUGCCCCCUGGUACACAGAGCCGAGAUAUCCGCUGGACGGCUGUAUGAUUCCACGAUAAGCGAUGAAAGCACUUGGACAUUAGAGGACAAAAAACUUAUCCGAAUAGUAUUAACCAAGUCCAACCGGGAUGCUGGCAAUUGCUGGCCAUCUUUACUAGAAGGAGAGUAUUCUGCUGAUCCUUGGGUUCAAGAAGAGAUGCAAAAGAAACUGACACUGGAGAGAUUCCAGAGAGAGAACCCUGGAUUUGAUUUUAGUGGAGCAGAAAUUUCAGGAAACUACAGCAAAGGGGGGCCUGACUUUUCCAAUUUACAGAAGUAAACCACUUAUCAAAGGACUCUUUAUACUUUACAGUUUCCGGUUAGAAAUAAAUGGAUGAAACUUUAUCUUUUUUAAUCGUUGCUAAUAAGGUGUACAGCAUUGCAGAAUAAUGGAAAAUGCAUGCUAAAAUAUGAUGUCUGUUUCUGGAAAUGAUUUAGGUUUCGCCAUGAAAUUCUGUUGGCCACCAGAUGGCGCAGUGUCUACUUCAUUGUAAGUGACAGUGGGCAGUCUGAUAGACCACGUUUACUAAGACUCAUUCAUGUAAAAUAUGCGGAGAGGGUAGUUAGUGAAAGUUUGCUUUGUAUGCCUCUUUGACAUGUUUUGACCUCUCUAGGAACAGGUAUAAAUUUGCUCCAUUUCUGCAAUUAACAUUUGGCUAAAACUAUGGGGAUCAUUUAUUAAGACCGGCGUUUUAGACCCCAAUACUGGCGGUGGAUGCGCCGAAUUUAUGCAGGGGCACCGGCCUCUACAUAACUUCGGUGUAUCCACUACCUGUCUAAAUGUACGCCAGUUUUCUAGGUGCCAUAGAUUUACACCAUUUCAUACACCUAAAACAAUCGUAGAAAAUGGUGGCCCACCCGCUUUUUUUUUUAGACCUGGCGUGAGCGGGGAAAAGUCACAGAUUUCGGCACAAAUAACCUGUCUUAUAUCUGUUAGUAAAUGACCCCCUUUGUCUCCUAGAAGACCAAAGCCACAAAAUUUGACUAGAUAGAAAAAAAGCUUGGCAUCAGUUCCAAUGUGAUGUUCAAAAAG